AUGAAAGUGUUGCUGUGGCGGUUGCGCUGCCGGCCUAGGCCAGCUCCGAGCUGCCCAUUGAGUCAUUCGUCGCGAAGCUUCUACCACAAAACCGAUCCGCUUCCGCGCCCGUCUCUGAGCCUCGAGAACUUUCGAUUCGCCACAACCGCUAUCGGAAACGCCUCUGCAUUCCCCAAGCCUCGAAAAGACGCCGCACUUGACCAAAGAGGACGAUACCGCUUCCAUUCUCACUCAGCAUCUCCCAACAUGGCCGAAGCACGGUGGAGCGGCCAGUUGGUCCGCAAGACCUUUCUCGAUUAUUUCAAAGAGAGGGGCCACACCAUCGGUAUGCCCUCACCCCCACGUCUGCGCUUUCCUUCGAUUCCAGAUCUAGCAAGCUCAAUAUCGCCGUCUCUGCCUCUCUGGGCUGCGCGACCAUGUUUUCGAGAACAAUGGAACUGA
Molecule: messenger RNA, 441 nt
Organism: Phialemonium atrogriseum
Lineage: Eukaryota; Fungi; Ascomycota; Sordariomycetes; Cephalothecales; Cephalothecaceae
Exons: 1
Coding region: 1-441 (146 amino acids)
Source: RefSeq, a predicted model, not a curated record